Molecule: messenger RNA, 3684 nt
Organism: Sciurus carolinensis (gray squirrel)
Lineage: Eukaryota; Metazoa; Chordata; Mammalia; Rodentia; Sciuridae
Gene: Kti12
Product: KTI12 chromatin associated homolog
Exons: 1
Coding region: 729-1784 (351 amino acids)
Source: RefSeq, a predicted model, not a curated record
AUUUGGAGACAUACUUCUAUAACUAAAAAGUUUUUGUUUAUCUUAAAUUCAAAUUUAACUGGACAUCCAGUAUUUGUCAACUUCUGCUCAAGAGAAAAUUUUCUAUUAGUUGUUCAACUUCAAAUUUAAAUGACAGUUCCUAAAGUCUUUAAUGACUUCUCUGGGCAGUUUUCUCUUCUGUUCUCUUAUAGCCCAACCAACACCUACGCACUGUAGCAUUUAUUACUCUUGAGUGUAGGUGCUUGAUUCUUCCCAUUCAGUCACUUGAUCUGCAGGGGAACUGUUUUAUGUUCAUCUCUAACUCCCCAGCCAUGGAGAUGUUGUAUAAUUAAAAUGGUUAUUGAAUAAACAUUUAUUGGGCGCCAGUAGGUGUAAGAGCACGCGUGAAGAGAUCAAGUGUUUAUCAGUUGCCUUCUUCAUGUUAAAUAUAAGUGCUAACAGCUUUGCAGUAUUUAAUGUUCAUUAAUAAAUAAAUGGAUGGGCUCAGUCUUCGAACCAGGGAGAUCACAUCUUCCCGAAGCCUGUAACUUUUGGCAAGAAUAACUGAUGCCAUUCUAGUCUGUAUCUCCUGAGAAAGCGGAACGAGCCCGUUUCUAUAGAAACAAAAGGUCUUGCAAGUGGAUAGAAGCAGGAAAUACAAAUCAGCGAGUACUUCCGGUUUAAACCGGAGACGCGGACAACCCGGAAGGUGACGCGGCGCGUUUGCACAUGGCCGCCCCCCGGCUAGGAUGCCACUUGUGGUGUUUUGCGGGCUGCCGUACAGCGGCAAGAGCCGCCGUGCGGAGGAGCUUCGCUGGGCACUGGCGGCCGAGGGCCGCACGGUGUACGUGGUGGAUGACGCUUCGGUGCUGGGCGCGGAGGACCCGACAGUGUAUGGCGAUUCUGCCCGUGAGAAGGCUUUGCGUGGGGCUCUGCGAGCCUCUGUGGAACGGCGUCUGAGUCGUCACGACGUAGUCAUCCUGGACUCGCUUAACUACAUCAAAGGCUUCCGCUACGAGCUCUACUGCUUAGCACGGGCAGCGCGUACGCCGCUUUGCCUGGUUUAUUGCAUAAGGCCAGGUGGUGCGAGCCGAGGACCUCAGGUGACUGGCGGGGAGGAGAAUCCGGGCCGGAAUGUCAGUGUGAGUUGGCAGCCGCGCGCCGAGGAGGACGGGAAAUCUGAGACUGCAGGCACCAAUUCUGUCAUCGAACCGGUCUCUAUAGUAAAUGGGCGAACCCGGGUCUACGUACCUAGGGAACUGGCGCCGGAAGAAGCCGGAGCAUCAGAUUCUUCAGCUGUAGUGAUGCCAGAGUCGGAGAAAUCUGUGAAGCAUGUGCCCAGUGCCUUUUACCCUCCCGAACUAAUGGAGGCUCUAACACUGCGCUUUGAGACUCCUGACUCUCGGAACCGCUGGGAUCGGCCUUUGUUUACUGUGGUUGGCUUAGAAGAGACAUUACCUCUGGCGGAGAUCCGGGCUGCCCUUUUUGAGAACCGGGCUCCCCCACCACAUCAAUCUACACAAUCCCAGCCCCUUGCCUCCGGCAACUUUCUACACCAGUUGGAUCAAGUCACAAGCCAGGUGUUGGCCGGACUGAUGGAAGCACAGAAGUACGCUGUGCCUGGGGACUUGCUAACACUUCCAGGCACCACAGAGCACCUACGGUUCACUCGGCCCUUGACCAUGGCAGAAUUGAGUCGCCUCCGUCGCCAGUUUAUUUCUUACACUAAAAUGCAUCCCAACAAUGAGAACUUGCAUCAACUGGCCAAUAUGUUUAUUCAGUAUCUGGGUCAGAGCUUGCACUAAUCAGAGCGGUAGGGAGCAUCCAAGGCUUCCACUACACUUUUAUUUCCCUAGGAAGAAUAGUCCGAAGGCCUACAGAGUGUGUUGGUGUAUUACUGGAGCUGCUGAAUUUGACUGAUUUGUUCAAACUUUACUGACCGCCUCUGCCAGGCUCUGAAUUUAUAGCUUAAGUUUGAGAGAACAGGGAACUAGUCUGGAGGAGCCUGGCAAAUUCCUCCAGAGGAGAGAGCCCAAAUGGACAGGGAUUGCUUAGAUGGAUUCUACUUGGUAUAUCAUACACUGUUGAUUUUCCCCAUCUGAAUAGUGGGUGAAGAGACUGGAUGGGUAAGAAUUGUUUUAAAACAGUUGUGAACAGAAUCUGAGGAUGACACUGUUCCGGACUCUGCAGUGACCAGUCUUUCUUACUACAAACCUUUUCUGAGUUCUCUACCUAAUUUUUGCUCUUCUUUAUUCUGGUUUCACUGAUAAACCCAUUGUUUUUGGUCUUUGGGAAUUUUUGAUUUUGUGAAAGUGGAAGACAUAACCAGUGGGUCAUUUUCUCUAAUAAAAUCUUUUAAAAGUAGAGAGGCUGCUGGACUCUCAUUUAAUGUGACUUCAUAUUUUCCAUGUUACUUAGUGUAAUAUUUUAUAUACACAUGUAUCAUUGUUUUAUCUUUGGCUGAAAUUGUAUUUUUAUAGUGCUCAGUGAAAGACUAGAUUGUUUGGCCACCCUAAAAUGACUAAUUAUGGCACCUUAAUGGCUGUUGUGCUUUAUUCUGUAUUUUAAGGUACAUAUCACACUAACCCUUUUUGCUUUUGUUAGUUUCUUUGAACAAAUGUAAAUACUGUACCUACUAUAUUAGUACCCGUGGUUUUUCAAAGACUAAUUAAAUUGCCUUUGCCCUUGAGAAGUUUGUGAGAAAUACAGAAAGGUGAUAAUGGGAAGAAAAAGAUUGGUGGUCAGAUGGUGGUGACAAAUGCUUUAGGAGCCCAGAAGAGGGAAAGACUGACUAGCUGCUAGAAAAGGGCAGUUUGGGAAGAGUGUGCCAGGGAGAAAAGAGGGAGGAAGACAUUCUAAAAUGCAUGCUCCGAAAGUGAAUGGAGCUAUAAAAGUUUGAUAGAUGGGCUGCCUUGGUUGAUGGUGUGUUUAUUGCUUGUAAAGUAAUCUGGGCCACUUUGUGUUUCUGAUGCACAGGAUUUGUGUGUCAAAUGGAGGUUUGCAGUAGGCAGCCAUAAAGGCCUUUUCCAUCUUUCAUUUUUCAAAUAUUUUGAUCCUUUGGGAGUCUCACUUUUCUCAUUUCUAUUAUGAGACCAUUGAGAGUAUACCCUAGAGUUGUUUUGAGGAUUUAAAUGAGAUAAUGCAUGUAAAGCACAUUGCACAAUGUCAUCUAGUAAAUGUUUAGCAUGCUUUGGCUAUUAUGGUCACAUACAUCCCUCUACCCACCUAAACUUGCCCUUCUUAUAUGGUUUAUAAGUCUUUACAAGUACUGGAGGCAUAAGUCUGUCCUAGGUUUAUAAUAAGCUGAAGGCGAGGUUGUUGAGUAAUUCAUUUAUCACUUACUAGAUGAGCUAAUUUAUGUAUUUUUACAUAAUAUUUACUUGCAUAAAUAAAUGGCUGUUAGAAGUGUUUGUUAUCAAUAGUUCCUUAUCUUAGGAAGCAAGUGUAAUGGAGGUGUAGUUUAAUAUGGUAAGUACAGUUAAAACUACUUUACCUUGUAUAGUAUUAUGGUGGUAUGGUGAUAACAGGAUUGUGUGAUGGACAAAGCCAGUGCCUGCCUACAUAGGGCCCUCCUAUUUGGCAAAUGAAAUGAAGCCUUUUAAGAGCUUCAUUUAGCCAAUCUGGUUCAGGUGGAUUAUGUUGCUCAUUAUUUAUAAAAAAAAAAAAGCAAACAAACAGUUUUUCAUCACUGACUAUAAAAAUAUU